AUGAUUAUUUUAUUUACAUUUGCGUUGUUGUAUAAGUUCAUGAAGUUCGGCGUUUCGGAUCAUUUUUUCUUUUAUACUUGUGAAGUUUAAAAUCAUUCCUAGAGCCAGUAGAGGCUAGACGUAUUGGCUUAGCGUUCAUGUCAAUCACCCACGUUUGACGACACAUUGCAUUCUCAAUCAGAAAAUGUGUGAGGCCUGGAAGUUGCAGAAGAUGUGAACACUUUAUUUUUAAGGAAGAAAAUAUUGUUUGUGUAGACUGAAUUCUAUGAAACCACUAACAAAUAUGAGUCAUAAUUUAUAAUUAACAUUGAACCACCUGCAAGGGAAACCUAACAGGUAAAUUUUACAGAAAACAAAGAAGCACUUAUUAUAAGGACUAUGGUACGUGUUAAGCGCUCAAGAAUAUUUAUUUUAAAAUAUUCAGUUUUGAUUUUUCUUAGUUUUUGUGCUGUUUUGGGAGUAUAUCGGUUAACAAAACAUAAUGACCAUACAGAGGAUAUUGGGAGUCUUUCAAAAGUAUUGGGUAAUAGGGGUAAUAUAAAAUACCUGAAAAAUCCUAAAAUUAUAUUUCCAAGUAUUGUAAGUACAGAGAAUGAUACUGAAAAAGCAAAUGAUAUGUUUAAAAAAACAGAUACUGCAGCAACAACUAUAAAAGCUCCAAUUAAUAAAAUGAAUGACCAGGAAGCACAGAAGAAAAAAUCUAUCGUUAAUAGAUUUGGAUUUAAUAUUGACUUAAAUACAUCAGCGGAGCCAAAUUACAAUGUUCAUGUCUUUUACUACCCAUGGUAUGGCAAUCCUGAGCAUGAUGGGAAAUUUCUGCACUGGAAUCAUGCCAUUAUCGAGCACUGGAACAAACAAGAAGCCCUCAAGUGGCCCAAAGGCAUGCAUAGUCCGCCAGAUAAUGUUGGAGCAAAUUACUACCCCUUGCUUGGGGCUUACAGCUCUAAGGAUCCAGAAGUUGUUGACAUUCAUAUGCAGAUGUUGAGAUAUGCAGGAAUUGGUGUUGUGGUGGUGUCCUGGUAUCCAUCUGGAGAUGCUGACAAUGAGGGCUUGGAACCAGACAGUCUCGUUCCCCUUCUCUUGGACGCCGCACAAAAAUACAGUCUCAAGGUUGCCCUGCAUGUCGAGCCAUUUAAAGAACGUGAUGAUAUUACGAUGCGAGAGCAGUUAAAAUACAUAAUUAGCAAGUAUGGCAGCCAUCCAGCGUUUUACAGAACCAGUCACAAAAACAAAGUCAACCUUCCACUGAUUUACAUUUAUGACUCGUAUCUCAUAGGUGCUGAUAAAUGGAAGAACAUUUUUACUGAAGGUGGAUCACUUAGUGUAAGGGGUACAGAAUUUGAUGCUAUAUUUAUAGGAUUGCUGGUUGAAAAUAAGCACCUCAAUCAUGUCAUUGCCUCAGGUUUUGACGGGGUUUAUACAUAUUUUGCUACAAAUGGUUUCACAUAUGGCAGCACGUGGACAAAUUGGCUUCAAGUGAAAAAAUGGGCAGAAAGCCACGGGUUACUCUUCAUACCCAGUGUUGGACCUGGAUAUAUUGAUACGGAAAUCCGACCAUGGAAUGCGAUGAAUACUAGGAAAAGACUAGGAGGAAAGUACUACAGCGAGUCAGUACAGAAUGCUUUGGCCGUUCAUCCAGAUAUAAUUUCUAUAACGUCUUUCAAUGAAUGGCACGAGGGCACUCAAAUUGAGCCUGCAAUAAGGAAAUCCUUUCUGUCUCGAUCUUAUGAAGACUAUGAGCCCCAGGGUCCGAUGUUCUACCUCAACGCUACCCGGAAUUGGGUUGACACAUUCAGACGUGCUUCUUGAAAUAACAUUUGAUUGUAUAAACAAUAAAAUGAUCCCUGUCAUGUUAAAAUGGGUCUAAAAUGCCAUAUACUUUGCAAAGCCUGGUCAGGAGCUACAAUGUCCGCUAUGUAGUAAAGGUUUUGUGGUCUUACAAGCAGACAGGUUUGCUACACUGCAUAUUGCAUACGACCCAUCGUAUGAUGCAGGUCAAAUGACUUUGGUGAAGGUGUGUUAAAAUGAGUCGUGUUCUGAGAAAACUGGGCAUAAUGCAUGUGCGUAAAGUGUCAUCCCAGAUUAGCCUGUGUAGUCUGCACAGGCUAAUCAGGUACGACACUCCACUUUUAUGGCAUUUUUAGUUUCAAGGAAGUCCUUGCUUACCAAAAAUCAAGUUUAGGCAAAAAGUGUCGUCCCUGAUUAGCCUGUGCCUACUGCACAGGCUAAUCUGGGACGACACUUUACGCACAUGCAUUAAGCCCAGUUUUCUCAGAACACGGCUCAAAUAUACUUUGUUAUUAGCAUGUUGGAGAUAUAUUUGUUACAUUUUAUUAUAUUGUUGUAUAUUCUUUGUUUGUUGUGAUAUGAUAACAGUUGACAAUCAAGUAAGCAGUAUUAAUUAACAUAAUUGUUAGCAUUCAUUAAUUGAGUCAUUGUUGGUGCAAUGCAACAAUUAUUAGAUAAAUAAAUAGAGAUAUGAUCAAUAAAUAGAUAGAGAAAUCAUCAAUUUUAAGCAAUAUUAAGCCUUCUUUAAUGUUGUCAUAAGAUGUCAUAAGCCUUGUUUAGUAAUCCAGCUUGUUAUUGCCACAUUUACAAAUGCUGGCCAUUUUGAGUCACGACAAUGUGAGUUUUCAAUGGUUUAGUUGAUACUGUUUUGUUUUGGCCAAUGUGAAUAAUUUAUUAAUAUGAAUAUUCAAUGUCAUGUCGUUUUUGUUUUAUGUAAUAAUGCGCUUUAAAAAGUAAAUGAUUAGAUUAUGACUGUCUUUUCUUUUAUUCUACAUUUGUUAUUUUAGGUGUUCUUUAUAAAGAACAAUAUUUGUUAUUAAAAUAUUUCUAUACAUUUGUUGUGUGAAUGAUAAUUUAUGUUUUAUAUUAGCAAUACAGUUUAUGUUGGAUUUUUCAUUUACAUUCCAGUUAGGGAAAACAUCGCAUGUGAGUAAAGUGUCAGCACAAGCUAAUCAGGGACGAUGCUUUCUGUCUAGACUGAAUUUUUGUUGACAAGAGACUUCCUUUCAAUGAAAAAUUCCAUAAACGCAGAAUGUGUCGUUCCUGAUUAGUCUGCGCAGAUGACACUUUACACACGUGCAUGUAGCCCAGUUUUUCCAGUGUGCAGUUCUGUGAUUGUUAAAGAUUAGCUUGAUUUGAUUAUGUUUUUUAUGUAACUUGUUAUUCUACAUGUAUUUGUUAUUUUGGGUGUACUUUAUAAAGAAAAAUAUUUGUUAUUUAAAUAUUUCUAGAAAUGUGAUGUGUGAAUGAUAAUAUAUGUUUUAUAUCAGCAAUACAUUUUAUGUUGGAUUGUUUAUUUACAUUCCUGGGAAUGGGAAUGCUAGGGAAAACAUCACAUGAUUAAACUGUCGGUACAAGCUAAUCAGGGACAAUGCUUACUGUCUAGACUGGACUCUUGUUAACAAGAGACUUCCUUUCAAUGAAAAAUUCCAUUAACGCAGAAUGUGUCGUUCCUGAUUAGCCUGUGAAAACGACACUUUACACACAUGCAUGUAGCCCAGUUUUUCCAGUGUGCAGUUCUGUGAUUGUUAAAUAUAACCUGGCAUUGUUUAAGACCUUAUUUUCAAAUGCAAGAAACCCAUAUGCAUAUCAAUCUAAAAUGUCAAAUUCAUUGAACUGUUUUCUGUACCUGUUGUGAAAAAUGUAAAAAAUAUUCUGCAAUUGAAAAAAAUAUGUUGUUACCAUCUUGCCCACUUUUGUAUGGGGAAAACCCCACCUUUAAACCAGUGUUACCCUCUUGCCCACUUUUGUAUGGGAUAAAAUACCACCUUUAAACCAGUGUUACCCUCUUGCCCACUUUUCUAUACAAUAAAAUACC
Molecule: messenger RNA, 3826 nt
Organism: Dreissena polymorpha
Lineage: Eukaryota; Metazoa; Mollusca; Bivalvia; Myida; Dreissenidae
Product: glycoprotein endo-alpha-1,2-mannosidase-like
Exons: 4
Coding region: 379-1809 (476 amino acids)
Cellular component (GO): Golgi apparatus
Molecular function (GO): alpha-mannosidase activity
Source: RefSeq, a predicted model, not a curated record